This is a messenger RNA of Homarus americanus (American lobster), 5912 nucleotides long. RefSeq names its product torso-like protein (gene tsl). NCBI's taxonomy places the organism in Eukaryota, Metazoa, Arthropoda, Malacostraca, Decapoda, Nephropidae. Bases 1763 to 2941 code for a protein of 392 amino acids. The record is from RefSeq and is a predicted model, not a curated record. The transcript is spliced from 6 exons.
GUGUUUCGUGUCCAGGUCCACUGGUGGUACCGUGACAACAAUGCGUGACGAAUGACAACAAUGAGUGACAGCAAUAAAUGACGAGUGACAACAAUGAGUGACAGCAAUAAACGACGAGUGACAACAAUGAGUGACAGCAAUAAACGACGAGUGACAACAAUGAGUGACAGCAAUAAACGACGAGUGACAACAAUGAGUGACAGCAAUAAACGACGAAUGACAACAGAUUAAGCGCCGUCGCUUCUUCAGUGUGCGGAUUCACUCCAUUCACUCACAUCUUAAUUACUCAUUUAAUGGCUCACUCCCUCAUUCCCAAUGGCCCACCUCUCUCUCUCUCUCUCUCUCUCUCUCUCUCAACACAAACAGGACCAACAAUCUGCAUGUUGCUAGUGACAAACAAACAAACACAGCCUCACCUGACAGUUGCCACCUGGCAACCACACCGUGUUUUUAGUAGUGUCUUUGUUGCUUUGUUUGAUUGGCUCACAGUUGGCCACCUCUUGUGCUUCAGAAACCUUACUAUACCUAUUGAUUCUUCUUCUUCUUCUUCAUUAUCUUGCGGAUAUAUCUCUAGGUCUCUCUACAUAUCUCUAAAUAUUUACAUCACCCUCCUUCUCUCUUUCUCUCUCUAUCCCACUUACUCCCACUUGCCUUCAUCAGGGCUCAGAGGGCAGCACACUCGCCCAGACGUUAGCGGGGAGACAGGUUCGACCCCAGACGAAGUCAGGGUCAACAGCUAGCUCGCCAACACCAGCCCAGAGUCUCAGAGAUAAAUGUGAUGAAUGUUCCUCUUAAGUGAUGAUAUAAAAAUCCACGUAACACAAAAGAAUCAAUAUGUCAUCAGAAUUAGCACUGAGACUCGACCUUAACAAGAUACGUUCACUUCGCAUCAGUUAGGAGACGAAAUUAACACUGAGACUCUACCUUAACAAGAUACGUUCACUUCGCAUCAGUUAGGAGACGAAAUUAACAGUGACUCUACCUUAACCUACUUACUCUACAGUUUACACGGUGCUUACUCUACACGGUACUCUACACGGUAAUUUUUUUUACUGGAGUUGGAAUCAAGAGGUGAAGUAAGAUGGAAGUUUUUUUUCUUAUAUAAUGACCUCUUGUGUAACUGAAUGACAUAACUUCCUUUUCCUAUUCUUUUUCCUCCCCUUCCUCCUCCUCCUAACUCUACCACUUUCUGGCUGAUUUUUCCUCUUUCUCUCGUCUUCGCACUCUCUCGUGGUUCACUUUAUCUAUAUCGUUCUCUCUCUCUCUCCUCUAAUAUGUCUACGUGUUGUUUUCUCUCACUCUCGCUCUUUCUAGUUCUCUCUACUUUAUUCAUUUCACUUUCUCUCUCUUCCCUGUUCAUUUCUAUCUCUCACCCUCUAGACGAGUCCAAAGAAUCCGAAUUAUAAUCCUUGAAAAUCUGAGGUCGAAUCAUUAGGAGCUAGAAAAACAGCCUUUCCAUCAACCUGCAUUCAGCAUUCCUAGUUAGUUAUACUCAGUUUCUCCCCCACUCCCAGUCACCGUGAAGUGAGAGUAAUAAGUAAAAAAGAAAAAGAAUAAAAAUGCACCUUUCUAAAUGUUCUAACAUAUACUCACGAACAUUCGAAUCAUCAAAGCGAAACAGUUGACGAACGCGGCGGAGAGAUUUGACGAUAGAGUCAGUUAGUGUCCGAGUCAGCGGGGAAGUGAAUGGUCGCUUACAGUCCGUGGCCUAACACAGUCCGCGGCGCCUCUCAAGUGCAGACGAUCCACUCCAAAAGAUGGGAUGGAGGCGACUAGUUCUUCAGUGUGUGAUUUGGUCCGCAGUCACCUGAGCGCCUGCGAUUCUGUGAUGGGCGUAGGCGUGGGCACGUCAUGGGCUGCGCUGAUAUUGGCUGUGUGUGUGCUGUGUGGAGAGUCCAAGAACUCUACCACCCGCGACGCUGACGAGGACAACGACAUCAUAACAUCCAGCGACUACCUGAAGGUCGGGAGGUCGCUCAACCUUCUCCCAAGAUAUGGCUUUCUGACACUCUCCAUCAAGGUGUUCCCACAUCGAUAUGACAACAGUUGGUUGUUCCGGGAUAAGACGGCUGAGGUCUUCCAAAAGAACUCAUACUGGGCAUCACAGACCAAACGCCGCAACCAGCAACAUCAGGUAACCCAAACAGACCGACACGGCUAUGACCAACAUUUUCUGAUCGACUUCUGCGACGACGUACGGGACCUCCUCACCGCCUAUUUUGACAACUUCUAUAUAGAGGGAGUGCCAGAGCCCCACAGGGUUUUCAUCACUUCUCUCGCCACCAAGACCAAGGCGCAGCACCUGGGCAUUCACCCGACCUUCCUCUCCACUGAGUACAGCUUCGUUUUGGUGCGUCUCUUCCGCCGGAACAGGCGGUCCACACUGGACGGGCGUCUCACACUAACCCCCAACUUCAAGAGCGCUGUGAAUGACAUAAGGAUCGGUUCAUCUGAGUCUGUGAACCAGUUCCUCGACCUCUACGGGACUCAUGUGAUUACUGAGUAUGAGGUCGGAGAUAUCAUGUACCAAGUGUAUGUGUUUGGGGAGAGAACCUAUGGAGAACUGAAGAACAACUUUGCCAUGAGUCAGAGUACUUUGUCUUUAAACAGCAGCCAAAGUGAGUUGAUCAGGAUGGAGCAUUACUUCACACCUUACUAUGCCCUUCACGCUGGCAGGGUCAAAUUAGCCUCAGGUAACGAUCAGUUUGAAGACAUGGUCGGCAACCAGCUGACCUCUAUAACAUACUUCCGCCUCUACCAAAGUAUUUUUUCCAUCUUCAAGAACCAAGAGCUGGAGAAGAAACUGGAGGAACUGGAAGGUGAAGUGGUCCUCAGCCUAAAAUUAGAGAAGAUUACCAAAAUUGUUCCCAAGUCUCCAGAGAGACGGUGGCUGGGCGAGGUUUUGGACAACACUCUCUCCCUCUACUAUGUCACUAUGUAGACAUUUAUGCUCACAUCAAAAGCUUACGGGAUGUAGUGUUACAGGAUAUUGAUCUUAAAGUACAAAUUAAAAGAAAAGUAGUGAGUUAAAGAUGAUAAACGGCCACUUAAACUGUAAAUUAGGAACUAUGAGACUAUGAUGAGCACAUCAAUAAAUUACUUACCAAGUAUACAGUAUAUAUUAAUACACAUGACAAAAUUAUGGCAUACACAUACAGUCUAACAAUUAGAUAAACAGUAUCUUUAAGUGUUUACUGAAGAACAAAUUAUGAUUUAAAGAUAACACAACCAUUUAUGUGAAAAACCAAUACGGUAUUAGAAAGAAAAACAUUCAACAAGCAAAUCAGUAGGUAAGUUAAAAAUUUCCAGGUUACUUUUUUGUGGCAACAUAACAGCUGCAACACUAAUAGUACACUAGCCCUAAAAAGCAUUUAUUCGUUAUACAUAUGGAGAUUCUAUUUUGUACUACAUACAUAAGAGUUAUUUCCGUGACUAAGAUAAUGGCCAAUAAGGCUGGAAAACUUCUGGCUCUCAUGGAAAAGUUUCAAUGUUGUCUUAGGAAACUUCCAUAGCUGUAACUCAAUAUUCUAACUUUAUCAGAGUACGUACAGUUUGUCUUUAUAUUACUCACCUUACUGUUGCCAAUCUAUUGUUCCUGCCCCACUGGUUCCAGUCACCUGGUCUGGGAUACCUGUUGCUGAUUUGAGCCAACUGUUCUAAUUCAACUGUUCCUGGUCUGCUUUUUGUGUCAGCUGUUCUUAAGUAGCUGCUUCCAGUCAGCUGUAAUCUGGUGGCACCUUUGUUGACAGCAUAAGAUGAGCAACACUACCGUCUCUCUUCCUAAUUGUUGUUCACUUAUCUUUCCUUUUACAUAACUCAAAUAUAUUAUUUUAACAAUCUCAAUAUCAAUUUUCUUUCCACAACAUACCAGCCCAUUUAGUGGACGUCAUGUGUGAGCCAUGAAAUGGUCUCUGCUCAUUUCUAACGUGCCCAUCGACGUGGGUGAGAUAACCUAUUUUCAUCUCCCCGUCAAGACGGAAAGCAGUGGUGCCUACCUAGUAUGUGUUGCUGAAAUUAGUCAAAGUUUCACAUAAAAAAUUUAGUCAAAUAACAAUGAAAUUGAGCUUAACUAAUAUAAAUACCCUUAAAAUUUAUAUAUAGUAUACAGUAUAUUCAUAUUGGGAACGAAAAUGCUUAAUAUAAUGUCAAUACAGUAUACAGAUUAUAGAGGUACAAUACAACACCACUGCACAAAGCAUGUUUUCUGGAGGGAUUUUACUCCUCUUUCCAAAGGUGAUAUUCACUUUCUGUGGAAAUGAGUUUUAACCCAACCUAAUCUUAAUAUAUAAUAACUAACUAAAUAAAUAAACAAAAUGAAACAGGCACAAUCUGUUUCACUCUCCCCAAUAAGCGUCUAAAUUCAACAUAAAGUGGCCUCUCAAUUAUUAACUGCCCUGACCAUUCUCUCUUAGCUGGGGUCCCGAGUGUAGCUGUGAGGAAGAAGGCAUAGCGAAGGUUAUCAUCAUCCAUGUUUGUUUACCUUUUAACUUCUCUGCCUGAACGGAACACCGUUUUUGUUACAUCAUCAACGGCUAUACUGUACUGUACAAUACUACAUCAGAGACGGCCAUCAAAAUGGGCUAGCAUGAUCCGGGCUUUACUCUACUAUAUCAACAAUCUUGCAAGCCCUUAUCCACUAUGACCAACUUAAUACAGUAUCUUCUUAUGUUCUUUCCAGCUGCUAUACAGUACCUCUUAAUCGCAAGCACACAAAAACAAAUCCUGUUUUAUCAAACACCCUCAAUCUUCAUUAUACUAUUUUCUAAACUCUAUUAUGCCUGUUUCAUCCACAUGCGCCACAUCUCAGUCUUCCCACACCUUCCACCAUCUUUUCACUAUCCAUCCAUUUUAUACAACAGAGAAAAUUAUUUCCUAUCUCAGAAUACUUUACUGUACUAAUAUUAAGUUAAUUUUUCUGUCAAUUGUAACCAUUAUUCUGGAUGUCAAAAAUAAUCCUUUAUAAAAUAAAUGAAGAAAGAAAUCCAUAAUUACUACAAAUAUCAUGCCUAUUAUAAUGGUUAUACAGGUAAUAGAAAGAUUUUGAAUACUUUGCUGCAAAGUAGCAUUUAUACUAACUAACUGGAUGAAUUUUGGUGGAUACAGCAGUAAAUAUACAGCUUACUAACCUGUGACAACAAGUACUGUGGCGCUUUACGUCAACCUUACAUUUCCUUGGUGAAAUAUGGUUUGUUUGAUUUUAUACAGACUACAGUAGUCAUCAACUGCACACUGCUUUCAAAAUAUGGUUCUAUGUGAUGCACCAUGAUGAGUGGUGUGUUGUUUGUACAACUCUUUGGCGGGAACUAUGAUAAAGAUGUGGCUAAAAUUAUGAUCAAAUUUCCCAAAAUGUUUCUGCUUACAAUAUAAGAUGAGUGCCCCUAAGGUGAUCUAGAUUGGUUUCAGUGCAGAAAUAAUGUCUUGCCAGCUUUAAGGCCACUCAAGAAAGUUCCAACAAAGAAAUUUACUCUUUGAUUUUAUAGAAUCUCACUGUUUUGUCAUAUCUAAACUGCCAUUAUGCUCCCAUGGUGCAAUUCAGUAGUUUUUUGCCAUGAAUACCAUUUAUGGGGUUGAUUUAAAUAACAAUUCAGUGGAAAUUUUAAACAAAUUCUACAUUCUCCUUACAAAUGAAUAUAAAAUAUGUUAUCUCACCUGUUAGUGGUGUGGUCCAAUAUUCUCACUCCAGGUCUACAACACAGACUACUGUUUAGGUCUGACAGUGUUAGUGGGAAGUGGACUAUACCACUGAAUCACACCAGCUAUUACUGUUGGCUGUUUCAGUAACCUGACUCAUACACAAAGAUAAAAUUUUGACCAUCCAACACUGAUACAACAUUUCCCCAUUUUUGGAGGUCACUCAUUUCCUGUAAUGAAAUUCUAUGGCUUGUAAAACUUGUUAUACAUUGUCAAUAUCA